AUGUUAAAGGGGGCAACCGAGCAGACAGCCUACAUGAUGGAGGUAGUAUCGUCGCCCAUAGACAUCCGCAACAUAAGACAUGUUGCGGAUAUGUCACCACCCUUGACUUGGGAAGAUGGGGAGGGAGGAAAAAGGGAAGGGGUAGGAAAGGAUGGGAAAAGGGAAAGGGCAACCGGCUCUCUCACUCAUCCAACGAAACGCAGCCACUAA
Molecule: messenger RNA, 210 nt
Organism: Danaus chrysippus (African queen)
Lineage: Eukaryota; Metazoa; Arthropoda; Insecta; Lepidoptera; Nymphalidae
Source: the annotation of a GenBank genome assembly